Molecule: messenger RNA, 2763 nt
Organism: Phytophthora sojae
Lineage: Eukaryota; Oomycota; Peronosporomycetes; Peronosporales; Peronosporaceae
Exons: 8
Coding region: 1-2763 (920 amino acids)
Source: RefSeq, a predicted model, not a curated record
AUGGUGCGCGUGCCCGGAUCUCUUGGCGACGCGGGAUUUCACCGUGAGUCCCAAGAUGAUGCGCAUAGUGCCAGGAGGAACUCUACCGGCGGAUCGGAGGCGGAUCGGGAUGACCCUGAUCUCGAGGAGAAGCCUCUACCCCCUCCACAGGUCCUCCCGAGGAACCCCGCGGGUCGCGCUGCGAAGCACGAUCCGUCGGACGAGCACCCAGCAGCGAAAGCUGUUGGAUCCUCGGCCAAAAACCCCGCGCAAAACCAGGGAGCCAUGUCUAAGAAGAAGACACGAGCAGCGCGGAAGAAACUAAGAGCUCCGGAUGCGGAGCCGGAAGAUCGAAGCAUGACCAAAGCGAUGUGGAAACCGGGCGCGCUGGUCGACCCGUCGGAUGAUUACGCGUCGCACUGGAUUCUGGCACCGUGUCUCACGGCCCAUCACCCACGCCGACUUUCCCGUCGAGCUCGGCCCUGCGUCGCGCCCAUCCAUCCGCGUCGAGGUCCAUCAUUCGUGCCCUGGCGCCUUCUUCCUCCGGGGCCCGGUGCGCCCACUUCUUCUGCGGGUCUGCUUCGCGGUACUCCAAGCUUCAUGGCUCGCCGCCACGACGUCGACGCCAACGACAUCGACCUCGAGGAGGAAGAGCUCGAUACCGACGACCUCGAGGCCGCUGGCUGCGCGGUUUGCGCCCUCGGCGCGCAUCGUCUUCGCCUCCCCGUCGCGCCCCAAGUCCAGCUUCCGGCUUCAGGCGCCCCCGUCCACUCGGUGACUGCUCUUGUCGCCGACGCGCACACUCUCCAGCGCGAGAACCAGGAGCUGCGCGCCCAGUACGAACUCGUCUCAGCGCACCAUGCGGGCUUGGCUACUCACGCGUCCGUGCUGCAUGACCGCAAUCUCGCGAUCUUGCAUCGUGCUCGCGAGGGUUUUCGCGCAGGCAUGAUCCGGCUCGAGCAGGCGCUCCUCUCCCGGGAGCACGCCGAGCGGGACUACGCCGUCCUGGAGGAUCGAGUGGCCGACUUCCGUGCUCGUGCUGAGCGCGCCGACGCUGCCAAGGCUCUACUCCGCGCCGAGCGAGGCUCCUCGACAGAGCAAUAUCGUGAUCUUCAAGCUCAGCUCCGGGCGGCACAAGACCAGGUCACUGACUUGACCGCCCAACUCGCGCGCGCUCCUGCUACGCCGCCUCCAUCCACCCGCGACGACGCGCGCGCCGAGCGUGACGACCUUCGCGUCGACCUCGCAGCCGCCCAAGCCGCCCUCGCUCCUAUCCAAGCGCGCGUGGCCGCCGCCGAAGCCGAGCGAGAUCAGAUCCGGCAGCUCGUGGCCACUGCCGAGCAGCAGCGCGACGCCGCUCUCGCCGAGCGUGACCGCGUGGCCCGCGUUCUCAUGGUCGUCGAACAAGAGUGCGACGGAGCUCUCGACAUGCGGGAUCAAGUGCGUCGAGCCUCCACGGCCCUGAGACGCGAGCGAGACGCUGCUGUCGCCGAGAGGGACCAGGCACGUCAAGCCGUGGCCACCCUUGAGCAGCGGCGAGACGUUGCCGUCGCCGAGAGAGAUCAGGCUCGUCAGGCCUUGACCGCCCUGGAGCAGCAGCGUGCCCCGAACGACCUUCGGCGCGUCAACGCGCUCUUAGUGGCCCACGCCGAGGAGCUCCGCCGCGGCGCGACGCGUAUCCACGAGCUGGAGGAGUCAGUGGCUACUGCUACGACUCUCCGUGUGGCCGCCGAGUCCGAUAUGGCGCAGGCUCAAGCUGGCGAACUUUGCGCCACAUCUCGCGCGGCGCAGUAUCGAGCUGGGUGGCUGUCCAUGCGGCGGUCGUAUCAGCAGCAUCGAGGAACAGUCGGCGCCCAGACCCAUCGUCUCAGCGCUCGCGUCGCUGAGCUGGAGGAGGAGCGCGACAUGGCCAUCCGAGAGCGCGACGAACGCGCUGUGGCUUGGCGUCGGAUUCUUCGAGGCGCGCGUCGGGGCCGAGAGCUGGCGCGGCGGGUGCGCGACGAACUUGCCGAUCGUCUCGCCGGCGUCGUAACGCGUGUAGGCGGGCAGAUCGACACCGCUGACCUGGUUAGGCGACUCGAAGCCACUUUCACGGCGGAGAUCGACGUUCCUGCGGCAUCCGCGGUUCCUGUUCCUGCUUCAACUAUCUCGAGCUCUGGUGCCCGGGCGGGCUCGUCGGCUUCGACGGCGGACUCGACGACUGGCCCUUCCCCUCCAGCAGGUCCUUCGGGCUCCCGUCCUGUUCCGACUUCGUCCGCUGCCUCGUCCUCGUCGGGUUUUCGGCGACCUCGACACGGCGCGUCGAGUCGUUCGGGUUCUCAGUCACGCGCGUCUAGGCCGUCAGGAGCGGCGUCCGCUACGUCGUCUGGUUCUUCGCCCCUUCGACGUAGUCGGCGGCCCUUUACCGUGGCCGACACUGCGGCUUCCGACAACGCCGCUGCGCAGGCCUAUACACCCUCUGUGGCCGCUGCAGCUGCAGCGCGCGCACGAGAGGACGCGUCGCUCUUCGGCUCCGGGUCUUCGGACAGCGAGGACCAAGCGCGGCGGGCUCAGUCCAAGUGCCGCCGGCUGCGUAGCCCCGGGUCUCGCUCUCCCUCCUUGGCGUCGACGCGUUCGGCCGCAUUCGGCGCACUCGCCGGAGCUGGACCAGGCCCUGGUCCGGGCGAUUCGGGCGACUCCAGUGGCGACGACUCGUCCGCGUCCUCGUCGUCUCGUGCCUCGUCCUCGAGCACCACCUCCAGCGGCUCGGCGGGGAGUGCUCCGGCGGCGCCCUUCUUCAUUUAG